Rhinocladiella mackenziei CBS 650.93 is the source of this 468-nucleotide messenger RNA. RefSeq lists its product as uncharacterized. NCBI's taxonomy places the organism in Eukaryota, Fungi, Ascomycota, Eurotiomycetes, Chaetothyriales, Herpotrichiellaceae. The record is from RefSeq and is a predicted model, not a curated record. The coding region runs from base 1 to 468 and encodes 155 amino acids. Gene Ontology annotation, cellular component: nucleolus. The transcript is spliced from 2 exons.
AUGGCGCCAGGCGACUAUGCCUCCAUCGGCUCUGGUAAGCUGAAACUCAAAGGCGUGAAAGACUCAAAAGUGGACAAGAAGAAAAAGAAAAAGUCCAAGCCCAAAGAGACAGACGAUGGACCUGGAUCUGCGGCCUCUGCAGCCGAGGAAGACACCUUUAAAGAUAAAUCCGUCGUGCUCAGGAAAUUCGAAUAUGAAGAUGUGAAAAUUGCCAAGGAAGAAAGACGAAAAAUGGGCCUUGUGGACGGAGAAGUAGUCGGUUCUGGUGCUGGGAUUGAAGAGGACGAAGAGAGGGAAGUCGUCAAGACGGAAGCAGAGAAACGGUAUGAAGAGCAGAGACGGAAGAGGCUGGAGGAACGACUCAAGCGAGAAGGCGUCAAAACACACAAAGAGCGAGUCGAGGAGCUCAAUCGCUAUCUUAGCAGCCUCAGCGAACAUCAUGACAUGCCACGAAUUGGUCCUGGAUAA